Colletotrichum destructivum is the source of this 677-nucleotide messenger RNA. RefSeq lists its product as uncharacterized. Lineage: Eukaryota; Fungi; Ascomycota; Sordariomycetes; Glomerellales; Glomerellaceae. The coding region runs from base 174 to 677 and encodes 167 amino acids. The transcript has a single exon. The record is from RefSeq and is a predicted model, not a curated record.
CCACUGCCUCCCCAUAGCCUGCUUGAAGGAAGUACAGGCUUUUCUCUUUCUCGCAAAGAACUCGGUUCAGGCAGCCUGGCCCUUGACACGGUGAACGUUCAGUCCCUUACCGACCUGGAGAACGAAGCCGAACUCAGGCUGUUUCGACUUUUCGCGUUUUACCAACAGCCAACAUGGCUCAACCUUCUCGAGGAAUCAUGCAGAGGUUUUCUUGGGAUAGAGAAGCUCGACCCAGGGAAGACCCAUCACUUCAGCGGGCCCCAAGCUUUCCUGCGCCUCCUCGUGGCUGGGUCCAAGUGACCGUGUCAGCGUAUAAUUUGAAAUGGUCUCGGCUGCGUCAGUGGCUGAUCAAUAACUUCAAAAAGGAAAAGGCACAGUUCAACGAGCGCCAGGUUCGUUGGAGAAAUCACGAAUUGUUUUCAUCGUCCAGGGCUGACAUUCAGUUGCUGCAGACGUUAUAUGACGAUUUUUUCUUCUUUUAUGCACCCAGGCAGCUCGUGGAGGUAAGGCAGUCAUCCGUCGCAAAAUGGAACUUCGCUAACAUGCACAAGAACGAGCUGUCGGCCAUUGACGACUUGCGCGAAAUCAACAGAGCCGACCAGAGGAGACAUUCUGUUCCUCGGGAUAGGACGCCUGACCCCCCUGCUUCUUCAACUGCACCCAAUAUUCCUUUGUGA